AUUCGAACCAAGUCCACAAUGUCCUCCACAAAGAAGUCAGGCUCACGAAAAAGUGGUGCUCCGGCCCUUAAACAAGGCACCUUGGCGUUUACUACCAAACGCACAAACUCACACACCACUACUAAGACGAAGGGGCCUCCCCUGGCACAACGGUCAUCCUCUUGGAUUGAAAAACAUACAGCUGAAGAUGCAGUAGACUUGGAGAUAAACAACGAAGAGGACAGUAAUGUUGUGCUUGAGAUAUCCUCAGAAGAGGAGUACUCACCAGCUUCUGUGAAGCGGAGUGGAACUCCUAACGCCACGAAAGCAUCGAUAUCUAGUUCUGCCAAGAGGCUAAAGGAUGACCCUCCUGCUGCUAAACCUGUGGAGCCACGGCCGACAUUAGAUGUGUCAGGCAAGAUCUACCGCAAACACUAUGGGCAAGUGCGAGAAAAGAUGGGCUACCUUGAACCGAUUCAUGCCGAAGGGCAGAAUAAAAUCCAUCAGAUACUUCGCUUAUUUGACAUGUCCUACGAGUACGGCCCGUGUGUUGGCAUGUCACGUCUUGAGCGCUGGGAGAGAGCUGCUUCGCUUGGCCUCAACCCACCUGAUGAGGUUCGGCAUAUUCUCUUGACCGGAGAAGGAGUCGAUAAGGAUGAAUAUUCCCAAUGUGUUCUCUAUGGAGAAGUGUAGCUUUGUCAUUUGUUCGACUUCGAUUCUAGUUUUUCCUACUGUCCGAUAUAUUCAUGCGCGCUGCGGGCGCUUCCGGACAAAUAUGUGACACACGAUAAGCUCCAUUGCUCCAUCAGUAGUGUGUAUUAAAGUACUUGUUCUAUACUUUCCUGUUGUACUAAUCUCAGCUGUUGUUCACUUUGUUAUGUUGACAUUCGUUGUGCUAUCCAA
Messenger RNA from Suillus subalutaceus, 882 nucleotides. RefSeq names its product DNA polymerase delta, subunit 4-domain-containing protein. The transcript has 5 exons. Gene Ontology annotation, molecular function: DNA-directed DNA polymerase activity. Lineage: Eukaryota; Fungi; Basidiomycota; Agaricomycetes; Boletales; Suillaceae. The coding region runs from base 19 to 672 and encodes 217 amino acids. The record is from RefSeq and is a predicted model, not a curated record. Gene Ontology annotation, cellular component: delta DNA polymerase complex. Gene Ontology annotation, biological process: DNA synthesis involved in DNA repair; DNA-templated DNA replication.